AUGUUCAGUUGCGGAGGAGCCCCAGGUGCAACGAGCGGGCGUUUUGGUGCAGCAGUACGCACGCUCGUACCGGUUUCUCCUCAGGAGGAAGGCGUGCACUUCAGAGCGCGCAGAACAAGAAGAGCGUCGCGUUUGGGUUGUCAACCACGCCGGGGGCUGUUGAUGACUUUUCCGUGGCUGCAGCCCGUGCCGGCGCAAGUACUGUUCGUGCAAAACCGUUCCGGAGUGGCGGUUCAACAAGUGCUCGCCAGUCGAACGGGCGGCAGUGUCGGCGGUUGGAGCCGUUCAGAGUCGUCUGGCACUGGUCCCAGUGAUACAGUCCUCCCUGGUAGACCAAGUCGCCAGGUGUACAGACAGGAAACCACUGGCGACCUGAGCUUUUCUGACAGCGAAGGAACAGUGAGCGUCCAAGUGCCUACGGCUCGUGGUCCACGAACCGGCAACUCGUUUCCAUGGGAGAUAGCGAUUUUCGGUAGCGUCAUAGCUGCUUCGACCCUGAAAAGUCGCGGUGACCGGACCAAGCGUGGGAUAAGCUUCCAGCCGGGAAGCAUAGCCGUCGCUCGACUAUUGGUCGCGCUUCGAGGCGAAGCUCGAGACUUUGUCCGUCCCAAACUGCAAGCCCUAGCUGCAGAGCUAGACACAACGCAACCACGAGAUCUUUGCCAUCUUCUCCGCGACGCUACGCUCUUGCUUGAAAGAGCCCGCGAGACCGGCGAGGGAUGGUACGCAUCUGCUCACGAUGUGCUAACCUUCGAUGCAUCUGAAGAAUCGGCUGCUGAAAGCUCCUUUCGUCGAAUGAGCGUGCAGAUUAAAGCGAAUUGGCGUGAAGACACCGUCCUGAACUUGGACGGCGUCCGCCGAAUUCAUUCAGAUGAAACUGGAGAUGCAAAUAAUGCGCCUGGGGAGGAAACAGAGCCUGAUAGCUUCCUCGUGGUGGCGCUUCUUGUCGCGAUCCGGAACCUCACAGGUGUUGCGCGCUCCAGCGGCCAUGUCUUGGAGGCGCUUCAUGGUGUCACGGAAGACGACCUGCUUGCGGUGGAGGUUCUCUGGACCCCUGAUCGACCGAACGACACGCUCACGGAGGAAGAUAUGAUAGCGCAGUUUCCCGAACUAGUCCGGCUCAGCGUGGCGCCGCUCUAG
Messenger RNA from Cyanidioschyzon merolae strain 10D, 1140 nucleotides. RefSeq lists its product as hypothetical. The transcript has a single exon. The record is from RefSeq and is a predicted model, not a curated record. Lineage: Eukaryota; Rhodophyta; Bangiophyceae; Cyanidiales; Cyanidiaceae. The coding region runs from base 1 to 1140 and encodes 379 amino acids.